AUGUCUAUAUAUGGAGGUAGCCUAGCGGACUUAUUCGAGACCGAAACAAGAUCACUGAUAUGGCCUAUUUUUGCGCUUUCGCCGCUUCUAGGCCCGAUAGUCGCACCUAUCGCGGGUGGAUGGAUUACGCAAAACAUGGGCUGGUCUUGGGACGACUGGAUCACUCUUUUCAUCGCUACGCCACCCUUCGUCUUGGCAUUAUUCUUCCUUCCUGAGACUUAUGCGCCCCUACUUUUCAGAUGGAAGACCGCUCCUCGAACACAGGACACAAGACAGGGAAAUGACGUCACAUCGCCAAAAGACGACUCCUCUAGCCUGUCCGACGAGCUUGUGUCUAACCUUGGGCGCAUCGUGUAUUUUAUUACUCGCGAAUUGACGACAGUGCUAUUCGGCCUCUACCUGACUUUCUUGUACCUCAUGGUCUUCGGCUUUCUGGAGGGCUUUGAUUUCAUUUUCACAGACACCUAUCGAUUCGACAUUGGACAACGUUACACCGGUUUCACUGCCGUUGCUAUAGGAAUUCUUAUCGCUUUGCCCUACAUGUAUGCGGUACCUUAUCUUGUCGCAGUCUAUGCACAAAAACCUGCUGGGCAUCCGGAGCAGAGACUAGUUCCAAGCCUACUUGCCUCACCUUUGCUAUCAGCUUCGCUUUUCUGGAUUGGGUGGACUGACCAAACCGGUGUGAGCUAUUACUCCGUGCUAGGAGGCUGCUGUCUUUUCGGAUUUGCAUUGAUGGUGCUCUUCACAUCCACGUAUCACUACCUACUGGAUUCAUACGGGACCAGUGCGUCGAGUGCUCUGUCAGCGAUAACCUUCAUGCGAUACCUUGCGAGUGGCGGCAUGGUCAUCGCCACGGAACCGAUUUAUCGGGCGCUGACAGUGAAGUGGACACUGACACUGCUUGGUAGUAUCGCGGCGGGGUUAGCUCCUAUACCUUGGAUCUUUUGGUGGUUCGGGAGCCGCAUAAGAGACCGGAGUCGCUAUGCCGAGCACGAUGAAGCGGCUGAAUGA
Molecule: messenger RNA, 1011 nt
Organism: Cyphellophora attinorum
Lineage: Eukaryota; Fungi; Ascomycota; Eurotiomycetes; Chaetothyriales; Cyphellophoraceae
Product: putative transporter
Exons: 1
Coding region: 1-1011 (336 amino acids)
Biological process (GO): transmembrane transport
Molecular function (GO): transmembrane transporter activity
Source: RefSeq, a predicted model, not a curated record